Loxodonta africana (African savanna elephant) is the source of this 4341-nucleotide messenger RNA. It is a transcript of the gene SOAT1, whose product is annotated as sterol O-acyltransferase 1. Gene Ontology annotation, biological process: cholesterol homeostasis; cholesterol efflux; cholesterol metabolic process. Gene Ontology annotation, molecular function: cholesterol binding; cholesterol O-acyltransferase activity; fatty-acyl-CoA binding. NCBI's taxonomy places the organism in Eukaryota, Metazoa, Chordata, Mammalia, Proboscidea, Elephantidae. The coding region runs from base 1965 to 3422 and encodes 485 amino acids. Gene Ontology annotation, cellular component: endoplasmic reticulum membrane. The record is from RefSeq and is a predicted model, not a curated record. The transcript is spliced from 15 exons.
AGGUCAGCUUGAUAUAAACCAGUUAAUAUCAAAGAAGAUACAAUUGACAGUAGAGGCAGAGGUGAAGAUCUCGAGCCUCUCUAGCAAUUUGUAACUUGGUAUCAUGCUCACCCCAGACAUUACUCAUCUUCAUUGGGCAGUCUUCCCUUGACCUUGAAAGUGAGAACAUUGGACUAGCUAUUUCCAAGGUCCCCUUCUUCUGUACAGUUUUUAUCACAAUUGUGUUGCCAACUUAAAUAUUUACUUCUAGUUCACUAUUUUCUAUUGUAAAAGGAACGAGUAGUCUAUAGAUGCUAUUGGGUAGCUGGUUGUAUUCCACAGAGCUAGAGUUAUCAGAUGAAAAACAGCAUUCCAGGUUAAAUUUGAAGUUCAGAUAAACAACAAAUAGUUCUUUAGUCUUCAUGUAAUAUUUAAGAGAUGCUUAGACUGAAAACAUUCAUUGUUUAUCUGAAGUUCAAAUUUUACUGGGUGUCCUGUAUUUUUAUUUGCUAAAUCUGGUAAAGAACUGUCCAUAAAAUUUUAGAUUUGUAGAUAGGGGAGCUCGUAUUAAAGAGAGAUGUGAAGAAGGUUGUCAAGUAUUGAAUCUGCCCUAAAUAUGAAGGUCAGCAAGACUGAAGUAAGUAGUGACAUUAGUGGGUGGAACUGAGUGAAUCUCUUAAGGUCACUUCCAGGUCUAAAGUGCUGUCAUAAAAAAGUUUUAAGUACUUACUUCUGAUUUGGUGCUAGCAGGGCCUUACAAAAUUGCGUAAUUCUGAGUCAUGAGCUUUUGAAAUCCUUAGAAUUGUGUUGUAACAAGACAUCAGAAGAUCUUGGCAUAGUUCAAGGGAGAUUCGAAUGAUUAAGUCCCAGCUAACUAAAUUAGCUUUGUUUUAACUUUGUGUAGGUUAAAUGGACUCUUUUGGUUGUCAGUAACGAAAUCCUACUUUGGAUACUUAAGCAUAAAGGGAGUGUAUUUGAUAAUAGUUUAUCUCAUAGAACCCUGGGAGAAAUUGAGCACUUUGACUUUGGGAACGAUAAAGACAGGGGAUUUUAGUAGCAAGAGUUCAGAAACUAUCUUGCUGGGUAUUUCUUUUCAGACACUCUGUUUCAAAGCUCAGAAUUUCAGAUUAAUGGAGAGAGAAUCAGAGUCACUUCUUUUGGUCAGAAGGGCAGGGUGAUAUAGUACAGCCUUUGCCUGGCCUCUGGGUGCCUGUCCUCAACUUUGAGGACAAUUUCCAGAGAAAAGUGAAAAUGUGGGGAAACUUCCAAGAAUAGGGAGAGUAUCUUAACUAUCAAGAUUUGUAGAACUUCUUUCCACUAAUGUACAUGAUUUUGUAGAGGGAAUGUUAUAGCCAAUGUAAAAAUUGAAGAUAAGAAAAAAAUUAUUUCCUGUACUUCUUGAAUACUUAUUUAUUGCAACAUACUCUGUUUGCUGCUUUAUAGCAUUUCAAGUACUGCUUUUCACAUCUAUAUCAUAUGUUAUUUAUUGCCCAACCAGUAGGUGAGCAGACUGCACUGAGUAAGAAUCAGAUGACAUGGCUGCAAGUUAGGGCGUCUUUCCAUGGUUUGUCGCUUGUUCAAAUAACCCCUUCUAGAAAAGUUUUUCGAUAGUGCUGAUCUAUCUGAUUUAUUGUCAGACUGCUGGAGAGACAACUCUAAGGAUUUUCUGCCUAGAAAUUCUUUGAUUAUUAUUAAGAUUAGGUUUUGCUGUAAUGGUAAAUACAAAAAUAAUAGUGGUUUGAACGAGAUAGAAGUAUAUUUCCCUUUCAUGUAAAAGCUCCAGAGAUAGGAAGUCCAGAGCUGUCAUGGCCUUCAGACACCCAGGUCUCUUCCAGCUCUGCCUCACCAUUCCUAGGCAGUGAUUCUCUUUCUCAUCAUGGCCCAAAUAGGCUUCUAGAGAUCCAGCUGUUUCAUCUGAGUUCCGAGCAGCAGAAUCGAGGUAGGGAAAGAAGAAGGGUGAAGAACAGCAAUUGAAGCCAUUUUUUAUGAAGGAAGUUGGGAGUCACUUCGAUGAUUUUGUGACCAAUCUCAUUGAAAAAUCAACGUCAUUAGACAAUGGUGGGUGUGCUCUCACAUCUUUUUCUGUUCUUGAAGGAGAGAAAAACAACUACAGAGCUAAAGAUGUGAGGGCACCUCCAGAAAAAGGAAAGCUUUUUGUUGUAAGGCGGUCUCUCUUAGAUGAGCUGUUUGAGGUGGACCACAUCAGAACGAUUUACCACAUGUUUAUUGCCCUCCUUAUUAUCUUUAUCCUCAGCACACUGGUAGUAGAUUACAUUGAUGAAGGGAGGCUGGUGCUUGAGUUCAGUCUCCUGUCCUAUGCUUUUGGCAAAUUUCCUAUUGUUGUUUGGACCUGGUGGACCAUGUUCCUGUCUACACUUUCAAUUCCCUAUUUCCUCUUUCAACAUUGGGCCAAUGGAUACAGGAAGAGUUCCCACCCAGUGCUCCGUUCUCUCGUCCAUGGCUCUCUUUUCAUGUUCUUCCAGAUUGGAGGUUUAGGUUUUGGACCCACAUAUGUUGUACUGGCAUAUACACUGCCACCAGCUUCCCGGUUCAUUGUUAUACUUGAACAGAUUCGUUUUGUUAUGAAGGCUCAUUCAUUUAUCAGGGAGAAUGUGCCUCGGGUACUGGAUUCAGCUAAGGAGAAAUCAAGCACUGUACCAAUACCCACAGUCAGCCAGUACUUGUACUUCUUGUUUGCACCUACCCUCAUCUACCGUGACAGCUAUCCCAGGACUCCUACUAUAAGAUGGGGUUAUGUUGCUACACAGUUUGCACAGAUUUUUGGUUGCUUUUUUUAUGUGUACUACAUCUUUGAAAGGCUUUGUGCCCCCUUGUUUCGGAAUAUCAAACAGGAGCCCUUCAGCGCUCGUGUCCUGGUCCUGUGUGUGUUUAACUCCAUCUUGCCAGGUGUGCUGAUUCUAUUCCUUACUUUUUUUGCUGUCUUGCAUUGCUGGCUCAAUGCCUUUGCUGAGAUGUUACGCUUUGGUGACAGGAUGUUUUAUAAGGAUUGGUGGAACUCCACAUCAUACUCCAACUAUUACAGGACCUGGAAUGUGGUAGUCCAUGACUGGCUAUAUUACUAUGCUUACAACGACUUCCUUUGGCUUUUCACUAAGAGGUUCAAAUCAGCUGCCAUGUUAGCUGUUUUUGCAGUGUCUGCCAUAGUGCACGAGUACGCCUUGGCUCUUUGUUUGAGCUUUUUCUAUCCAGUGCUCUUCGUGCUGUUCAUGUUCUUUGGAAUGGCUUUCAACUUCAUUGUCAACGAUAGUCGGAAAAGGCCAAUUUGGAAUGUUAUGAUGUGGACUUCCCUUUUCGUGGGUCAUGGAAUUAUUCUAUGCUUUUAUUCUCAAGAGUGGUAUGCACGUCAGCAUUGUCCUCUGAAAAAUCCCACAUUUCUGGAUUAUGUCCGACCACGUUCUUGGACGUGCCAUUAUGUGUUUUAGAAGCUCGGACUUUGUUUCCUUUCCUGUCACUGAAGAUUGAGUAUUCUGCCUGAUUUGGGACCAGCAGCUGUCUCCAGCAGUUACAGAAGUUAUCCGUUAUUUGGACCACUCCAGGCUUUACAGAUAGCUCACUCCAUUCCUAGGUCACACAAAGCUGAGCUUUUGGAAUAUUGUUCACUUUGGCAAGACUUUUUUUUUUCCUUUUGGGAGAAGGGAAACAUAACAGAGGUAAUGACAGAUUUUACUAGGUCAUAUCUGCUCAAGCCUUGGUAAUUAUAUCUGUGUGUCUUUCGUUUCUUAACUCAUAUUUUCUUGUCUACUGAAUUAACCAAAACAUUUAAUGAAGAAAUCAUCUAAGUACGUCUGACUUAGAAUUUCUUUCAUGCACACAGUUGAAAUGUAUGCUAAUAAAAAUGCAAUUGGGAAAGAUAAAAUAAUGCAGAACUAUUGUUGCUAACAUUCUACUAGAAAGAGAAAAUUCCAUGUAUUUUCCAAAGACUAUCUUGUUUAUAUACCCAGUUUUGUAUUUUAAUUUGAAAAAAAAAAAAAAAAAAGUUCAAUUCUCAACUUUUACCAUUUUUUUCUCUAUACAAAAAUAUUUCUUUCUCCUUGAAUUCCAGAGUCUGCAUACCUAAUAUUAUUUACUGAGGGAGCCAGAAGGGGAAAGGGGGAAAAAAAAGCAGCACAAGAGAAAGAAAAACAUUUUCUUUUAUAACUUCCAAAGUAAUUUGUCUAAAGGUGUUCAGAGCCAAUCAUGUAUUAAUUUGUUUAUUGUGAAACUUUUGUGGAAAGUGGUUUUAAAAAAAUGUAAUAACUUCUUUGAAGUUAUUAGAAAUGUUCUUUGGUACAAUUAUGUUAUUGUCUAAUAAAUAUUGACCUAUCUUGAAUUAUUUUGCAGACUAUUUAAUCUGAAAUGUAA